Mercenaria mercenaria is the source of this 3462-nucleotide messenger RNA. Its product is annotated as galactosylgalactosylxylosylprotein 3-beta-glucuronosyltransferase 3-like. Gene Ontology annotation, molecular function: galactosylgalactosylxylosylprotein 3-beta-glucuronosyltransferase activity. Bases 382 to 1401 code for a protein of 339 amino acids. Gene Ontology annotation, cellular component: Golgi membrane. The record is from RefSeq and is a predicted model, not a curated record. Lineage: Eukaryota; Metazoa; Mollusca; Bivalvia; Venerida; Veneridae. Gene Ontology annotation, biological process: carbohydrate metabolic process; chondroitin sulfate proteoglycan biosynthetic process. The transcript has 8 exons.
UGAUGUGGCUAAAAACAACAACAACAAAGCCGGUGUUUGGGAUUGAGGUGAAUUUUUGCAUUGGAACCACCUAGAAGAUAGUGUAGUGCGCGCAUCUACGGCUUUAAGAAAGCCCUCCCAGACCACUUCUAGCCUCCUCACCAUAGAAUAUAAUAUAUACCAGAAGUGGUCCUUCUACACACAUGAACAGAUACAGAAACAGAAACAGGGAUAUAAUUAUAUAAGUUUAGAAGUGGCUAGGGGUCUGGUAACUGGACCUCUAGACCCAGCAUCUCAAUAUACAUGUACUACUAUGUACUGUGUUUCCAAUAUAUAAGAGAUGUAACACGUUUAUGUAAAUGGUCCCCAGCAGAUGAUGUCAAAAGACCUAGACAAUGAAGGAUGCUACCCAGGAAACUGAUCUAUGUGUACUUUGUUGGAACUGUAUUAGCUAUCGUAUGGAUAUAUUUAAAUUUUGCUAGCUGGUGUCAGGAUAAUGGAGAUGAAUAUGAACUUGAAAAAAAGAAGGUGCAGAUCUUUCAACAGAAACAUGAGUCACAGAAAAGUGAGAUUGAUGUGCUCAAAAGACGAGUUGACGAAUUAAAUUCAGAACUCAGGAAAGCUGAAAUAAGACUGUCUCACUUAAAAAGUGAAAGUUCAGGUCUUCCAAAAAUUUAUCUUGUAACACCGACUUAUUCAAGACCUCAGCAGAAGGCGGAAUUAACAAGGUUAUCUCAUACACUGAGGCAUGUUCCUAACAUUCAUUGGAUAAUAGUGGAAGAUUCCGCUGCUAAGACAGUUCUUGUAAGCAGGUUCUUAACCAGCUGUAAAAUUCCAUACACACAUUUGAAUAUUGCCACACCAGGAAAAUUAAAAUUAAAGGAAGAUGAUCCUAACUGGUUAAAACCUCGAGGAGUAUACCAGAGAAAUGCUGCACUGGACUGGAUCCGGAAACAACCAUCCAACACUGGGGUUGUUUACUUUGCUGAUGAUGAUAAUACGUAUGAUUUACAGUUGUUUGAAGAGAUGCGAUUCACAAAGAAGGUAACUGUGUGGCCUGUAGGAUUAGUUGGUUACCUGUGGUACGAGUCCCCUGUUGUCAGACAAGGAAAGGUUAUUGGUUGGUAUACAUUCUGGAAACCAGAACGACCCUUUGCUAUGGACAUGGCUGGUUUUGCUGUGAACUUGAGUUUGUUUAAGGAUCAUCCAACAGCACAGUUCCAUACAAGUGCGGGUAGAGGCAACCUUGAAUCUGACCUUCUCACACAGUUAGAUAUCACGCUCAGUGAUCUCGAACCCAAGGCGGACAAAUGUACUAAGGUGCUGGUUUGGCAUACAAGAACAGAAAAGCCAUCUUUGAAAAACGAAGAAAAAAUGAUGAGAAAAUAUGGUUACAACUCCGAAAACAUUUUAGAAGUGUGAAAUUAAAAUAAGGAAACCGAGUUUCAACUUAGACAACACCAUAGAAGUGUAAUCUUAAAUAAGAUUAUGACUUAAAAAGCACAGUCAUACAUAGUGUGGUCUUGAAAACUGUUACAACUGUGACAAACUCACAAAAGUGUUAUUUUAAAAUAUGAGCCUCACCAUGAGAAAACCAACAUAAUGCAUUUGCGACCAGCAUGGAUCCAGACCAGCCUGCGCAUCCGCGCGGUCUGGUCAAAAUCCAUGCUGUUCGCUAAUGGUUUCUCUAAUUGCAAUUGGCUUUGAAAGGGGAUGCGCAGGCUGGUCUGCACUAUGUUGGUUUUCUUGUGGUGUGGCUCAUAUAUGGUAUAAGUUAGACAACACUACAGAGGUGUGAGAGGUAGGAUAUGAAUCAUUUCAAGGCCUUUGCUUUAUUGUUAGUGCCAACUUAUUAGACUUUAAAUCAUAGAUUAAGAAAGUUAUCACCUUACCAAACCAGAGAAUGCCAAUCUCCGGAGGAUCCACUCAAGAUAUUAUUCUUUGAUUUUUAGCUCAUCUGAUUUUUUGAAAAAAAAUGAUGAGUUAUUGUCAUCACUUGAGCGGUUGUCGGCAUCGGCGUCGGCGUCGACUUGCCUGGUUAAGUUUUAUGUUUAGGUCAGCUUUUCUCCUAAACUAUCAAAGCUAUUGCUUUGAAACUUGGAAUACUUGUUCACCAUCAUAAGCUGACCCUGUAUAACAAGAAACAUAACUCCAUCUUGCUUUUUGCAAGAUUUAUGGCCCCUUUUGUACUUAGAAAAUAUCAGAUUUCUUGGUUAAGUUUUAUGUUUAGGUCAACUUUUCUCCUAAACUAUCAAAGCUAUUGCUUUGAAACUUGGAAUACUUGUUCACCGUCAUAAGCAGACCCUGUACAUCAAGAAACAUAACUCCAUCUUGCUUUUUGCAAGAAUUAUUGCCCCUUUUGGACUUAGAAAAUCAGUUUUCUUGGUUAAGUUUUAUGUUUAGGCCAGCUUUUAUCCUAAACUAUCAAAGCUAUUGCUUUAAAACUUGCAACACUUGUUCACCAUCAUAGGCUGACCCUGUACAGCAAGAAACAUAACUCCAUCCUGCUUUUUGCAAGAUUUAUGGCCCCUUUUGGACUUAGAAAAUAUCAGAUUUCUUGGUUAAGUUUUAUGUUUAGGUAAACUUUUUCUCUUAAACUAUCAAAGCUAUUGCUUUGAAACUUGCAACACUUGUUCACCAUCAUAAGCUGACCCUGUACAGCAAGCAACAUAACUCCAUCCUGCUUUUUGCAAUAAUUAUUGCCCCUUUUGGACUUAGAAAAAUCAUUUUCUUGGUUGAAUAUUAUGUUUAAGUCAACUUUUCUCAUAAACUAUCAAAGCUAUUGCUUUAAAACUUGCAACAGUUUUUCACCAUCAUAAGUGGACACUGUACAUCAAGAAACAUAACUCUAUCCUGCUUUUUGCAAGAAUGAUGGCCCUUUUUAGACUUAGAAAAUCAUGGGUAGGACAAUAUUUCUAUUAUACAAAAAAAAUCAGAUGAGCGUCAGCACCCGCAAGGCGGUGCUCUUGUUUGUUCUAUAUAGUAUUCAAUAUUGAAUAUAAAUAUCAAAAUUACAAGCCAGUAUUGACAUAGGACAUAUAAAAUCUAUAUUUAGAACAUCUCUAGAUUGUAAGACAGAAAAUAGUGACAUCUUAGUUCUAGGGACCAUAUUCUAAAAUAAGUGAUACAUGUUUGAUUUAUUAUGUUAGACACUUUUUGUUUAUAAAAAGACAAAGUUUUUUUAAAAAUGUAAGUGUUUGCGUAGUGUGCAAUACAUACUAUUUUUGUACUUUUCUUUAUUUGAUGUUAAACAAAAAAGCAUUUUACAAUAACAGCGACAUUGUAUUUGUCCUUAAUUAUGUAAAUGAUGAAUAAUGUACGUUUAUAUUUGCCAUUACUGAUGUAAAUGUUGAAUAAUGUACGUUUAUAUUUGCCAUUACUGAUGUAAAUGUUGAAUAAUGUAUGUUUAUAUUUGCCAUUACUGAUGUAAAUGUUGAAUAUUUAAAUUGUUAUACAUGUUAACUGAAGUAAAUUUUAAGUGAA